AUGACAACUCCAAAUCAGUUUGCUUACCGCACACAAAAGGGUAUUGCUAUUGUGGAUGCAUCUCCAGUUUAUGAGCCACUGCAUGGGUUUUCGAGACCAACAGGUAACUUGCGCUGCUGCACUUACUCUCCAUGUGGCCGGUAUUUUGCCUGGGCGGCUCCGGAAGGUGUUGUGGUUGUGGAUCCCUCUGUUGGUCACAUAAUUACUACGCUCCCUGCCGAGAAUGUCUAUGAAUUGGGGUUCUCACCUCUUGGAUCAUACAUCAUCACAUGGCAACGACCUUCGAAAGACGAGAACGGUGACGCAGUCAAAAACUUGAAGGUUUGGAAGGUUGUUCCGGGCCCGCCCGACGAUGACAGCAGCAGCACCCAAGAGCAUACCAGUAUUGGCAGCUUUGUGCAGAAAUCCCAGACUGGCUGGAAUCUGCAAUAUACGCCUGAUGAGAAGUUCUGCGCUCGAGUUGUGACUAAUGAAGUUCAAUUUUAUGAGAGCGGGCAGCUCGGGAAGGUGUGGAAUAAGCUGCGGGUUGAAGGAGUGGUGGACUUUGCUCUAUCCCCUGGAAAGAGUAACUCAAUUGCAGUGUUCAUCCCAGAGCGUAAGGGUAUGCCAGCGUCAGUCAAGGUUUUCAAUGUACCGCAAUUCAACUCUCCUGUUUCGCAGAAGAACUUUUUCAAGGGCGAUAAGGUUCAGUUGAAGUGGAACAACACUGGAACGUCUGUUAUAGUUCUUGCACAGACUGACGUCGACAAAACCGGGAAAAGCUACUACGGGGAAACGACUCUUUACCUCCUGAGUGCUAGCGGAGGAUUCGAUUCGAGAAUCGAUCUGGACAAGGAAGGCCCUAUCCAUGAUGUCACAUGGUCUCCGAACUCGAAAGAAUUUGGAGUUGUCUAUGGAUACAUGCCCGCAAAAACUACUAUCUUCAAUACUCGCGCUGUUGCAACGCAUUCGUUUGCCCUCGCGCCUCGUAAUACCAUUAUUUUCUCCCCUAACGGGAGAUUUGUGAUCGUUGCUGGUUUUGGUAAUCUUGCGGGCCAAAUGGACAUUUAUGAUUUGCAUAAAGAUUACAACAAAGUAACAACCAUCGAGGCGUCUAAUGCUAGUGUGUGCGAGUGGAGUCCCGACGAGAAGUUCAUUUUGACUGCCACUACGAGUCCAAGACUCAGAGUCGAUAAUGGAGUUCGCAUCUGGCAUGUGGGAGGUGGAUUGAUGUACAACGAGGAUUUGACGGAGUUGUACCAAGUGUGCUGGAGGCCCCUGUCUUCAACCUUUCACCCACCGGAAAACCCAUUCCAUCCAAUGCCCACUCCGCAACCUUCUGCGCUCGAGUAUCUAGCAACUAAGAAAGCGCCUUCAAAGCCAUCCGGGGCAUAUCGACCACCCGGUGCGCGUGGGCAAACCACCCCACUGGCCUUCAAACGGGAAGAUGAAGGCGGGGAAAAGUUUGUCAGAGAUGGAUCAUCAUCUUCUGUCGGAGGCAACAGCCUAAAUGGGUUUGGGAAACCUAGACGGCGCGUCGUUCCAGGCGCAGAGUUGGCUGGGGAGUACCUUCCACCUGGCGCUGCACCCGGAGGCGGGGUAGUACUCCCUCCUGGAGCUGAUGGAGAUGAAAAAAUCUCAAAGGCUGCAGCAAAGAAUAAGAAAAAACGUGAAGCAAAGAAAGCAAAAGAAAUGGCGGAGAAGUCUGGUAAUCUGACAGUUGACGCUGCGGCGGAUUCAACUGUUCCCAACGGUCCUAGCGCCGACCGUCGGGAUCGGAGAGCCCACUCUCGCAGCCGUUCUGGAGGAAAUAAUGUUUCCCACACACUUGAUCCCAACAGCUACAGCCUCCAGAAUCGCGAUCGAAGCCGCAGCACUCACCGCAGACAGCGUAGCGAUCAUCAAACUCCCUCCAACGCGCCUCCAACUGGCUCUGCUAGCCAAAAUCGCUCCAAUGUUAACCCCAGUGUCGCAGCCAACGGCACAGCAGCAACCACAGCAGCAGCAGCAGCAACAGGAGCAGCUCCCCCGCCGGAUGUAACAGUCACCUCACCGGUGACUCCUGGAGGCGGCACUGCCCAGGAGAAAAAGAUCCGCAGCCUGUUGAAGAAGAUCCGUGCGAUUGAUGAACUGAAGAUGCGUGUAGCGAGUGGGGAGAAGCUAGAGGAUACGCAACUAAAGAAAAUUCGGACUGAGGACGAGGUACGGAAGGAGUUAGAAGCCUUGGGACGGACUGGUUAG
Paracoccidioides lutzii Pb01 is the source of this 2220-nucleotide messenger RNA. RefSeq names its product eukaryotic translation initiation factor 2A. Gene Ontology annotation, biological process: translational initiation. The record is from RefSeq and is a predicted model, not a curated record. The coding region runs from base 1 to 2220 and encodes 739 amino acids. Gene Ontology annotation, cellular component: cytosolic small ribosomal subunit. Gene Ontology annotation, molecular function: translation initiation factor activity; ribosome binding; protein binding. The transcript has 6 exons.